Acanthamoeba castellanii str. Neff is the source of this 1533-nucleotide messenger RNA. RefSeq names its product transporter, major facilitator subfamily protein. The record is from RefSeq and is a predicted model, not a curated record. Gene Ontology annotation, cellular component: membrane. NCBI's taxonomy places the organism in Eukaryota, Discosea, Longamoebia, Acanthamoebidae. The transcript is spliced from 12 exons. The coding region runs from base 1 to 1533 and encodes 510 amino acids. Gene Ontology annotation, molecular function: transmembrane transporter activity. Gene Ontology annotation, biological process: transmembrane transport.
AUGGAAGUGAUUAGCCUUCGAAGCCACGCCAGGGCGAUAAAUGAUGAUGAGGAAAAAGAUCUCCUCCAUCCCACUGAAGAUGAUGAAAGUGAUGAAUCACUUGAUGAAAAAGGGAGUAGGAGAGAUGUGACAGAGGGAAAAGAGGAGCCCCGAGUGGUGGACGAAGAGGUGUACAAAGUGACGUGGCUGCGGUGGUGGGUGCUCUUCGUCUUCUGCUUCGCGUCGUUCGUGCAGUGCCUCGUAUGGUUCACCUUCUCCUCCGUGCCCAAGGUCGCCAAGGGCUACUACCCCGGCGUGGACGAUGCCACCAUCGACCUGCUCCUCAACUGGGGCACCAUCAUCUACAUCCCGGUGCUGCCCUACGUGUCGUGGCUCCAAACGCGGCGCAACGGCCUCCUCAUCGCCUUCUGGCAGGGCAAUGCACUUAUAUUCCUGGCGACGGUGAUCCGUACGAUCCCGUGCUGGGCGCCGGCCCACCUGCGCGGCAACUUCUACAUGCAGUGGACCCUACACGUCGGGCAGAUAUUGAACGCCGCCGCUGGACCUAUCGUGUUCGCGGUGUGCAGCAAGCUCUCAGCAGUGUGGUUCCCGGACCAUCAGCGAGCCACCGCCACAGCUCUCGCAUACACUUCUAAUGCGCUGGGCACCGCCGUGGGCUACAUUCUCGGUCCCGGGCUCGCGCCGACAGUGGACCAGAUGCCCACCCUCCUCUACGUGCAGAUCGGGCUGGCCUCGCUUCCAAUUCUCGGCGGCCUCAUCUACUACCGGGAGCGGCCCAAGCACCCGCCGAGCGCAGUGGCGUUGGCCCACAGGGAGGGGCGCUACGAGGAGAGUUUUUUCAAGGGCGUGCGCGGCGCGCUUCUCAACGUUUCCUUCCUCCUCUGCAUCACCGCCUGCGGCGUACAGGCCGGCGUCACCAGCGGGUGGCAGGGCGUGCUGCCUCAGGCGCUCGAGGACCUGGACUACACCGAGUCUGAGUCCGGCUGGCUCGGCUUCGGCAACAGCAUAGCGGGCAUUGCCGGAGGCGUGCUCUUCGGUCCCGUCACCGACAUUUUCUUUAAGAGGCGGAGCAAGCUGCUGCUUCUGCUGCUGUUCGGCCUCUCCACGUCGGGCUUCGCGUGGUUCACCCUCAGCCUCCCCACACCCUUUGGCGGCGCGCUCAUACCGAGCACCUUCUGGACGCUCAUGACCGCGCUGGGCAUCGCUGGCCUCUUCCAGGGCGGCAUCGGGCCGGCCCUCUUCGAGCUGUCGGCUGAGCUGCUGUACCCCAUCCCGGAGGCCACGUCAGGCGGGCUGCUUUCGCUGCUGAUGAAUAUGGCCACCCUCGUGUUCCUCUUUGUGUCGCCCCUCAUCAAGACCACCUGGUUCAACCUCAUCGUCACCUCGACCCUCCUCUUCUGCGGCGUUCUCGGGGUGGCGCAGGUGGUGCUGAUGCGGGAGCGCUAUCGGCGAUGGGAAGCCGAGGUGGCGAUCUACCACGAGAGUCAGCGGAGUCUACCCCACAAACUACGCCGCAUGGAGCAGCCCAACUAA